Messenger RNA from Oreochromis niloticus (Nile tilapia), 4196 nucleotides. It is a transcript of the gene fam204a, whose product is annotated as family with sequence similarity 204 member A. The record is from RefSeq and is a predicted model, not a curated record. The transcript is spliced from 8 exons. Bases 138 to 836 code for a protein of 232 amino acids. NCBI's taxonomy places the organism in Eukaryota, Metazoa, Chordata, Actinopteri, Cichliformes, Cichlidae.
UCGCAGUGUUUACCCGGAAAUGACAGUCGUUCCUAACAACUGUUGUGGAAAUCUGUAGUUUACCUAUUACGGACCGUUUAAAAUACAGUGCAAUCAUAAAUUACCCGUAUAUGCUGAAUAUAAUCUAUUGAUUCGUUAUGUACAGCGGACUCCUGCCCAGUGGUUUAACCGAAGACGACCUCAGUCCAGAUGACGAGGAGGACAAGCCGGGUGAUUUAGAAGACGAGAAGAGGCAAUUUGAAAAGGGCUCUGCUAAAAACACAUGCUCGCUGGAGGAGUCACAACCGACUCACACUGCAGACAGUGACUCUCCGACAUGCAGUAUGCCUGGCAUAUCCCAGGAAAUGUGGCAAAAAUUCCAGGAUCUGCGGAGGAAGAAAGAUGAUAUAAGGAUAUUAAAGGUCACAGAAGACAGAAGAAAAAGGAAAAGAAGAAAGCGAAAGAAAGGAGCAGAAAGUGGGGAACCUGCAGAAACAAGCAGAGAGCGUCAAGAGGAGCUGGAGAAGCACUGGGAUGGGCUUAAGCAGUAUUUUGGUGUAAAUGAUCGAUUUCAUCCCCCUGCAUGUUCCAAACCCCCUCCGAAGUCCGGCCUAGAAAAGAGCAUAGAGAGGGCCAUAGCUGAAGGGGACAUUGCAAAGGCGGAGGAGAUGAGCGACAGACUCGCCACUCGAGAGAUGGCCGUGAAAAUCGCUCAAGCUGCUGAUUGCCGUGACUUUGUGCAAGGCAAACAGGAAGAGGAAGCUUUGAGGGCAGCGCAGAAAAGGAAGAAGCAAAUAGCCUGGGGCUUUGAGGCGAAGAGGCGGUGGGAAACCAAAAGCAACAUGGGCUACAUGUGACAAACACGGAGGAAAAAGAACAAGACUUUAUAUUUUACAGCAGCAGCAUGGGAGAGGAGAAAAGUCAGCAGUUGGCUGAGAGGAAAAAAAAACCCAAUCCAAAGAGUAAAAAGGAGGAAAAAAAUGAUGAAGCAUUCAAAUUAAUUCCUAAGGCACCCACUGAUGUCUGCAUUGUGUUAUUUUUCAUUACAUUUUAGUGAUUUGAGCGUUCUGCCCCCCCCCCCUUCAAAUUAAAUCUGGUGUACAUUACUGGAUGACGCGUUUAUUUAUUGCUGUAAAGUGGGUUAAUCAUGAAGGCGCUCUUUUCUUCUUCUGGGGAAGAGAAAGGAAAGAUUAGAGCUCUAAUGCAAUGUACAGGAUAAUGUGCGAUAGGAUUUGGGAGUAGAAAAUGAAAUUUGGCUGCUGUAAACUGUUGUGAGCAGUCGUAAACUGAAAGUUCGAAACAGAGGCUUUGCUGCUGGCCCUCGCCCAUGCUGGGAGACUCGCUAUUGUUUCGGAGCCUGAACAAGAGGCGCACGCUGUUUCUCGAAGCCUACACUCGCUACUCAUUGUGUGAUGAGCUCUCUUCAGCAUCUGUAAACUCGUCUAAAAACCGUUCCUCUCCCUCUUACUUUGAUCUUUUUUCUUCUUCUUCUUCUUUUUUUUUGAUCUGCAGCGCUUGCCUCCGCAGCUACUCAACACUUCUGAAAUGCUCAUUCAGAUUCCAGGAAGUGUUAAUUGCAACCAGCAAGCACAAUAAAAAGCCGAAGAAAGAUAAUUACUUUUAGUCAUAAUGCUUGAUUUUUUUUUCCCUUUUUUUUAACCAAACCACUUUAAAAGAAAAAAAACGACUGCUUUGCUUCAAGGUAAUAAGAAUUAAAAAUUAAUCCACCUAAGUUGUUUGCAUUUCACAUAUUUGGGCACUUUGUCCCCUGGUGAGGCGCGUUCUCAUAGGCUCGCUGCAUCAGUAUGGAGUAAAUUUAACAAAACAUCAGCAUUAAAAGUUUGUAGGUCAUUAUGACGCAAAACACCUGAGCUAAGGAAAUCCAAAUAUGAGCGCGAGAGAACUUGGUGAACUUUAAAAAAUCACAGGAUACUGUUUUGUAGCCUCUCAUGUCACGUGACUGUGUCAGAGAAGCUGUCAGUUGGCAGGAAUUGGUGCUAAUUAAACUAUUAAUUAUCUCUGUAAUGAGACACAAGUUAAAACUGUGUUAAGCACAUCAAAGUACAACAUGGGAUUUCUUCACUUUGAUGAAUGCUAUGAAAAAUAUAUCUUGACUGAAGAGUGAGGAAACAUCAGAGAUGCUUCAUUAACGGCAGCAGAAUUAGGAAGGAAGCAAAAAAAAUGUAUGGCCUUUGAAAGUUUUUGGAUAAGUGCUUAAGCGCAAGACAUUUAUUACAGGGAAUUACUGGAUGCAGGUCUGAUUAUUGCGUAUUUCACAAACAUUGCAGAACUUUCCAGAGAUAAGGGUGCUCCAAGAAAACCGGGCUCCUUUUUUUUGCUGCUACAGGAUUAUAGAACAAAAAAAACAUCACAGUACGUGGACUUGUAGUCAUGUAGCCUUAUUUUAAAACUAGUUGAUGUCAGUGAACAUGACCGGUGCUGAUCCAAGAGCAGCGCAGCGACGUAUCAAUAGCAUCUCACUUAUUAAUCUCUUUGAACGCAGCAUAAUGCCCUGAGCAGAGAUGAGUCUGCUUUUAAGCUGGAAAAUCCACUUUCCUCUCCCAUCAUGUUGAGGAGGUGUUUUCAGUAGUCUCUUACUGGAGGCCAAUCUUAGCCCCUGACCUGGGCUGAUUUGUCGCGAAACGCAGAGACAAAUUCCUUGGGCACAUGUCGAACCACUUCUAGGAAAACUGUUGUGUAAAGCAGGCUUUGAAAGAAAAAAAUAAAUAAAACCUCAACAACAACAAUCCCAUUAAAUGGUUGGAAAGCUGCUGUUGUAUGAAAGGGAACAUAUGUUGCUGGUAACAAGACAUUGGCGCUAUCGCUUGCUGCUAUCGCCGGCUGGAAGAGGAUUAACUCGGAGGAGAGAUCUCCGAGAUGCUGCCGAUAAAGGCUAGCCACGCUGAAAAACACUUCACACCUAGAGCGCGGUGUAGCUCAGAGGAAGGUGGCUUUGUUUGUGUGUUGUUAAUUGUUUUCACAUCAAAUUUUAGCCGCAGUGGUUUUUGGGGGGAUUUUUUUCACACAUUUUUGAGUUUUUUUUAAAGUUCAGCUCCAUUUGGAAACCUAAUGGUUUCCAAACGGAGUGGAGCUGAGAGCCAAAACACCACUUUGGCAUUUCAUAAAAGGAAAAAAACAAACAAACCAAGAGUUUUACAUUUUAUUAUCAAAGUGUGAUGUGUUUUGUUUUUUAGUUUAUUAGUGCCUCAUGUCCUAUUUUGUUUUGUGCCUCAAGCCAAAGCAGAAGAGCUGUAACGUGUCAGUUUUUAUAUUUGAUAUCAUGUCAGUUAUGAUUGUAUUCUUGCACACAAGCCCCCCCCUUUCCCCCACACCUUAUUCUCAAAGUAACACAGUGGGAGUGACAGACAGCGUGGAUGUUGACAUAUUCCUUGGCUGAUUUAAUGACCUGCUUAAUUCUGGCACGUCGGCAGCCCUCUCAGAUGUUUUGCAGUUUUAAUUAGUGUAAUCGUCGCUCUCGAAAAAGGCCACAGGGUUGUUUAAUGGGUCAUGUUUGUCAAGAUGCACAGAAUUAUAACACAAAAGACAUGCCAUUUAUUCAGCGCUACACUCUUAGAGUGAUUAUGGGUGUCACAAUUGAUAAUUAGAGGAAGAAUUGAUUCAUCUGAAAGCCAAAAUGAACCUCUGUGGUGUGAGGAAAUUAGUUUGACAGUGUUUGGAUGAGCGGUGUUUACACUGCAGUGAGGCGGUGUGGGAACACUUCACCACUCUCCUGUUAACCGAGGCAGCGUGCACACACUUAACCGCUGUUUGUGGACGGGAGAGUAAGGAGGCUGGAUCUGACAUCUGGAGCAGCGACUGGAAAAUUUUCAGCUGUGACCAAAGUUUUCAUGAAAUUAUCAAUGCGCUGUUUCAUUCUGCAGGCUCGUGUCACAUGAUAAGCAGAGGUUAUGGUUCCAAUUUUCAGGCAGCAAAGAACAAAGUUCUCCGCACAGUUCUCUCAAAGUGUGUGAAUUAGGUCAGGCUAAUAGUUACGAUUUAUAAAAACUGUUUAAAUGCACUUACUCUGCACUAAUUAAAAACUAUUCUAUAUUAUGUGGGUUACAUAUACACCCUCUUAAUGGUUUCUUAGUUCAAAACUGCUUCGAAAGCAUCUAUUUUAUCAUUUAGCCUGACUUGUAGAACAAAAGAAUGAAAAUGAACUUUCAAUUAAUUUUCUCCCUUUGCUAUCGCGAAAUAAAAACAUUCCCACGCACAAA